This is a messenger RNA of Aspergillus udagawae, 4797 nucleotides long. Its product is annotated as Sec7 domain-containing protein. Gene Ontology annotation, biological process: regulation of ARF protein signal transduction. The record is from RefSeq and is a predicted model, not a curated record. NCBI's taxonomy places the organism in Eukaryota, Fungi, Ascomycota, Eurotiomycetes, Eurotiales, Aspergillaceae. Bases 1 to 4797 code for a protein of 1598 amino acids. Gene Ontology annotation, molecular function: guanyl-nucleotide exchange factor activity. The transcript is spliced from 5 exons.
AUGUCAACGUCCUCCCUGUCCAUCGCUGUUGAUCCAGUGGCUCUGGUGACAACAGAAUGCAUCACCGUCACCUCCUCCAUGCGCAAACAUGCCCGCUGGGCUCAUUCGUCUGUUGCCGCCAUUCUCGGUGGAAAUGCUUCCUCCCGAGUAUAUGAGAAAGAUACAUCUGCCCCUCCGAGCCCCCGCAAUGGCGCGGCCUCUCCCCGUCCUCGUUCGAGACUGUCUGUCAUGGAUGACGAUCAUGCUUUGGCCAAUCGAUGGGGCCUGAGGGGCAAGAAAGGCAAGAGCAUGCAAGAUAAUCCUCUGAUCUCCGCGUUCACACGGUUACGGAGCGACCUAAAGGACUGCAAAGACAUUCGGACCUUCGAUACACCGGCACUCCUGCACCCCUUCCUGCAAGUCAUCCGUUCAUCCUCAACCUCGGCCUCGAUCACCUCCCUCGCCCUGAUCGCGAUCACCAAGUUCUUCGCUUAUAACAUCAUUAACCGCGACUCCCCUAGGCUUUCCAUGGCCAUGCAGCUUUUGUCGGCCGCCAUAACCCACUGUCGUUUCGAGGCCAGUGAUUCCUCUGCGGAUGAGAUUGUUCUGUUGAGGAUCCUCAAGCUUAUGGAGGGAAUGCUUUCCCGACCGGAGGGAGAGCUGCUUGGCGAUGAAAGUGUCUGUGAAAUGAUGGAAACGGGUCUGAGUAUGUGCUGUCAAGUGCGUCUCUCGGAAGUGCUGCGGCGUUCCGCCGAAAUGGCCAUGGUCAAUAUGUGCCAAGUGAUCUUUUCACGUUUGUCGCAGCUGGAGGUCACGGAGUCGGUCGACUCGGGCUCUUUGACCGCAGCCGGGAACAGUGCCGAACAGACGGGCCUUAAGAUGGAUCCCUCCGUUGAUGGGGACACCGUAACCUCCCAGCAUCCUUCCGCCAUGGGCUCCGACACCGCGGGACCGGAACGAGAGCGCACCGGCGGGGAUGAGCCGUCCGAUCAAGCUGCCAGUGGGAACGCCGUCGCCGCUCCUCCGAACCCAGAAGACGAUCUCGGGAACGAGGUCGAGCCGUAUUCCUUGCCUUCUAUCCGGGAAUUGUUCCGUGUCCUCAUCGACCUGCUCGAUCCACAUAACCGGCAACAUACCGAUCCCAUGAGGGUAAUGGCAUUGCGGAUCAUAGACGUGGCUCUGGAAGUCGCAGGCCCUUCCAUCGCCAAACAUCCUAGCUUGGCCGCAUUGGCGAAAGACGAUCUUUGCCGGCACCUGUUCCAGUUGGUUCGCUCGGAAAAUUUGGCCAUUCUCAGUGGGUCGCUCAGGGUUGCCGGCACUCUCCUUUUAACCUGCCGGUCCGUCCUCAAGCUACAGCAGGAGUUGUACCUGUCCUAUCUGGUUGCUUGUCUUCAUCCUCGCGUAGAGAUCCCGAGAGAGCCUGGCAUCGAUCCGGCCCUAUAUGAUGGGGUGCCACAAGCACCCAAGCUGGUGAAACCUCCUCCUUCACAGUCCAACAGCGGCAGGUCCACGCCCGUCCCAGUCAAGGAUAGACAGAAACUAGGUCUGGAAGGCGGCUCGAGGAGACCAGAGACUCGGGAAGCCAUGGUUGAGAGCAUCGGCGUGCUCGCACGUAUUCCCAGCUUCAUGGUGGAGCUUUUCGUCAACUAUGAUUGCGAAGUAGAUCGGGCAGACCUCUGUGAGGACAUGGUGGGUCUCCUUUCUCGCAAUGCCUUCCCCGAUUCAGCGACGUGGAGCACAACUAAUGUGCCCCCAUUGUGUCUGGAUGCACUCUUGGGGUACAUUCAAUUCAUAUACGAUCGUCUCGAAGACGAGCCGCGAUACGAGGGCUUCCCCUCCAAGGAGAUGCUCAAGAGCCAACGCAAAAGGAAGAGGAUCAUCAUACAGGGCGCCCAAAAGUUCAAUGAAAAUCCAAAGGCGGGAAUCGCAUACCUUGCAGCUCAUGGUAUCAUUGAAAAUCCAGACGAUCCUGUUCUGGUUGCCCGAUUCCUGAAGGGAACGACUCGGAUAUCGAAGAAGGUUCUUGGAGAGUUCAUUUCUAAGAAAUCCAAUGAAGCAAUCCUGGAAGCAUUCGUCGAUCUGUUUGACUUCUCCGGCAAGACUGUCGUCGAUGCGCUGAGAGACCUCCUCGGUGCUUUCCGUCUUCCUGGAGAAUCUGCUCUCAUUGAACGGAUUGUGACCACAUUUUCUGACAAAUUCGUCCAGAAAGCUCAUCCAAAGGGCGUUGCAGACAAGGAUGCACUCUUCGUGCUGACAUACGGCAUUAUUAUGCUUAACACAGAUGCCUACAAUCCUAAUAUCAGGCCCCAGAAUCGCAUGACUUGCACUGAUUUUGCAAGGAAUCUGCGCGGAGUCAAUGCGGGACAAGACUUUGCUCCCGAAUUCCUUCAAGAGAUCUACGACUCAAUCAAACAAAACGAGAUCAUUUUACCCGACGAGCAUGAGAAUAAACACGCUUUUGAUUAUGCAUGGCGCGAGCUUCUUCUCAAAUCUUCAUCUGCCGGAGAACUGGUUGUUGGGGAGACCAACAUUUACGAUUCGGAGAUGUUUGAAGCAACUUGGAAACCAGUUGUGGCAACGCUUUCGUACGUCUUCAUGUCCGCCUCAGAUGAUGCAGUCUACUCUCGAGUCGUGAUGGGUUUCGAUCAAUGCGCACAGAUUGCUGCGCGUUACGGUAUCGCCGAGGCAUUCGACCGCAUCAUAUUCAGUCUCGCGUCCAUUAGCACUCUUGCCACCGACAAGCCGCCAAGCACCGCCCUUAACACGGAGGUCCAAGCUGGGAAGAAGACCGUGAUGGUUAGCGAGCUUGCCGUCAAGUUCGGGCGAGACUUCAGAGCCCAGCUAGCCACGGUUGUUCUCUUCCGGGUUCUGUCAGGAAACGAGUCUGCUGUUCGGCAAAGCUGGAAAUAUGUUUUCCAAAUCACCAGCAACCUCUUCAUCAACUCGCUCAUUCCUUCAUUUGAAAGUGAUGUGAUUGCUGAACUCGGGAUCCCUUCGAUCCCACUGCAAUCCCCAUCACAGGUUGUAGACCGCGAUGCGCGUGGUAGUGAGACAGGACUCUUGUCGGCUUUCACGUCUUAUCUCUCCAGCUAUGCAGCCGAUGAUCCUCCAGAACCAUCGGAUGAGGAGCUGGACAAUACGCUUUGCACAGUUGACUGCGUGGCCGCAUGCGCAAUCAAUGAUGUUCUGCUCAACAUCAAAUCCCUUCCCCUCUCAUCCGUCACUCUAAUCGUAGAGUCGUUAAUGGCUGAGCUACCUGAAGACACCACUCCAGCGGUCAUUGUUGUCAAACCUGAACGACCAAUUUCUUCCCCAAGAUCGCCAAAUGGCAGAGCCGUUGCACAGAAAUCAAACUAUGACCCCAAGAUGAUGUAUUAUUUGGAAUUGGCAACGGUUCUUACCCUCCGUGACCAAGGAACCAUCGAGGCCCUCGGUGAACGACUGGCCAUCGUGUUGCAGGCCUUUAUCAGAGAUGCAACGAAUCUGCACUCGCUGGCCCUGUCCCGGAUCGUCUCCUAUCUGUUCAAUCUAUUGCGACUGAGCCAUGAUCAAUCCUUCAUGCGUGUGCCUGUCAUUCUCCACGGCAUAUCCAGCUUCGAACAGGAUAUUUUAGAAAGUGUUGCUGUCCCCACAAUCAAAGGUCUAGCCCGGUGCAUUUCAGAACCAGGCCUCUUGAGAAACGAGCUCACUGUCUCCCCCGACUUCUGGUCCAUUCUGCAGAGAUUGCACCAACACACGGAGGCGGCCCCCUUAGUUUUCGAGCUCCUUCGCAUAAUCAUUGAUUCUGUGCCUCCCAUAGUGACUGCAGAUAACUAUGAGUCUGCUGUCGGUCUUGCGAAUGAUUUCAUAAGCGCUGCUAGCGUGGGUUACAUCGAAGAACGCCAGAGGGAUGCAGCCUCUCGGCGCUCUAAGGCUGUGAAGCCAUCAAAGCCAAGUGAGAACGAGGUUGUUGCUCGCGGUGUCAAAGCCGUUGGUCUCAUCUAUCACCUGACAAGUCGGGUUCCGACCCUCAUUAAGCAGUCUCAUCUUGAGGAGCGUGAAGGUACGUAUGAAACGUGCCUAGUCGCAGCAGAAGAACAGGCCAUUAACUUUGAUAAUCUCGUAGCUUGGUCAGCCUACUGGUCACCCGUAUUCCAGUCUCUGAGCGCACAGUGCAUUAACCCUUGCCGGGAUAUCCGGCAUCAUGCGGUUUCCACUCUGCAAAGAUGCCUUCUCUCUGUCCACAUUGAUUCGACUGAUGACAAGGAAUGGACCGCUAUCUUUGACCAGGUCCUGUUCCCACUUAUUCUCUUGUUACUGAAACCCGAGGUCUACCAUUCCGAUCCACGUGGUAUGAGUGAAACUCGCGUUCAAGCAGCAACACUGGUUUGCAAAAUCUUCCUACGCUAUCUCGACCAGCUUCCGAACCGGGAAGGCAUGCUAGAUCUCUGGCUGAAGAUUCUGGAUAUCCUCGACCGUAUGAUGAACAGCGGUCAGGGGGAUAGCUUGGCGGAGGCAAUCCCUGAAAGUCUCAAAAACAUUCUUCUAGUCAUGGCGGAUGGCGGACACUUGGUACCGCCGUCCCAAGAUCCCAGCAAGGAACCCAUCUGGACGGAAACCAAGAAACGCCUGGAGCGAUUCCUCCCAGACUUGUUCAAGGAGAUUUUCCCCGAAGACUUGAACGAAAGGCCCGCCGUAGUCUCCGCGAUCUCGUCUCCUAUCUCUCCUUCCCGCGACGAUGCCAACGCCACCGAUGCAAACGUUGAAGAGUCUCAGCCAAUUUCUGGUCAGUCUGAAGGUGAAGGCGAAGUGAUAAAGCCUGAAACCAAGGCCGACUAA